AAAAACGGAGAUAUCGUUUAUGGGAGUUUUGGGGUUGGUUCUCUGGUUGUCAGGAUGUUAUUCUCAGCUGAUACGCGGAUUGGGAUUUGUUUGGGCUAUGAUUGUGGAUUUUAGAUUUCGUCUUUGGUUGAUUGGAGUAUCUCCGGAAUUAUAUCAGCGUAUCAGGAUUGAUAUAGGGGUAUUUAUCUGGGGACUGGGUUUUACUCGACAACACCGUCUUUCAUUUUCUCACUUCCUUCUACUUUCUUUCAGUGGUGAUUUGCGGUGGUUAGUAGCGGAUAGAGCUUGGUUUUUGAGGCUAGUGAUUUCUUCAAUGUCUCAAUCAGCGAUUAUGAAGGGCAAGGGUUCGCUGAUGCGUACGGAAGUUGUUAAAAUAUCAAACUCGGUCUUGGCUCAGAGGAUUCAACAGUUUGAUCUCACACUCAUAGGGAGACUGAUGAAUCCAGGGGUGCAACGGAUUGAGUCUUUGCUAUCCACCAUGCCCAAGAUAUGGAAGCUUGAAGACAAAGUGGUGGGAGCUGAUUUGGGUCAAGGAACUUUCCAGUUCAAUUUUGCGGAUGCGGAUGAUCUUCAAGGGGUUCUUCAGAAUGGUCCUUACCAUUUUGAUAGUUGGAUGCUUUCCUUGGUUAAGUGGGAGCCCAUUGUAUCUCCUACUUAUCCUUCUGCCAUCAACUUUUGGGUGAGAGUUUCUGGCAUUCCGAUGCAUCUGUGGGAGGUUGCUACUUUGGAGGCCAUUGGCAAGAAGAUUGGUAUAAUCCGAGAUAUUGAUGAAGAAUCUGGGAGCGUUUGUGUUACGGUAAAUGGCUUCAAUCCUAUUGUUUUCAAGCUGUUGGUGCCGUUCGAAUCUGGAGAUGAAGUGGUGGUGACUCUUGAGUAUGAGAAACUAUCCGGCUAUUGUGAAAAUUGCUCUCGUCUUACCCACGAUGAGAAGAGUUGUCCAGAGUUGAUUAAAGCUGGUGGGAGUCACGUGUUUGAGCAUCAUCCUGAGAAGAGAGGUGUUCAGCGACAACAAGGGAUGGGGAAUCAAGGGGUUUUCCACAAUGCUGGGGGCUGGGAGAAGCCUAGAAAGGUAGUCAAGAGAGCUUUGGACUUCCAAGCUUAUGAGUUUUCUGCUGGGGCGGGUAGUUCCAGUUUGUUUCAUCAGGUUCGUCACCAUGGCUCAGGGAGGGAACAGAAACGGACGUACAGUGCAGUUGCAAGCGGGUCAGGAGAUAUGCGGGAGAUUCAGAGGGGUCAUGGAGGAUACAUGGGACAGGCUAAUUCCUUCCCCCUUAACCGCAAGGGGAAAGGGAAAGCUUGAAACCGUUGUACAAGACAAAAAGCGGUUUCUUAGAGAAACAGUCACAAGGGGUUCUUGGUGUUGAUCCUGACGUGGUUGAUCAAGGAAUUGCUCAACAAGGAAUAGCUAGGGAGAGUUCUCCUCCUCAUGGGACUACUGCGGUUUUGGUUGAUUCUGAGUUUGAUGAAGCGACUGAUGAUCUUCUCGAGGAGGGUGUUACCUCACAUGGUAACCUUCCAGAAGAGGGUGAGAUUGCGCUCGACCAGGUGAAUGCGGGUUUGGGAGACUUGGGUUCGGGUGAUGUUAUCCCCAAUGUGGAGGAUCCGAAAGGUGAAGGUAACAAACAGAAUGGGAUGGGAAAACAAGGGAACAAGGCUGUGGAUGGAAAACCGGCUGGCAUUGGUAUAAGACCAGCAAAGAUAGG
Molecule: messenger RNA, 1703 nt
Organism: Camelina sativa (false flax)
Lineage: Eukaryota; Viridiplantae; Streptophyta; Magnoliopsida; Brassicales; Brassicaceae
Source: RefSeq, a predicted model, not a curated record